Messenger RNA from Serpula lacrymans var. lacrymans S7.9, 4598 nucleotides. RefSeq lists its product as uncharacterized. The coding region runs from base 92 to 4318 and encodes 1408 amino acids. The transcript has 5 exons. The record is from RefSeq and is a predicted model, not a curated record. Gene Ontology annotation, molecular function: ATP binding; protein kinase activity. NCBI's taxonomy places the organism in Eukaryota, Fungi, Basidiomycota, Agaricomycetes, Boletales, Serpulaceae. Gene Ontology annotation, biological process: protein phosphorylation.
AGUGGACCUUGUAGCUAACCUUGACAUUCUAGUUCCCCUACAAAGCAUCCAAGGAUCUUUUGCAGAUAAAAACCCAAGGAAUUCGUCCAGAAUGCCUUCGAGGCUUACACCUACCCUUUUUCCUCACCCAGAACAGGAAUCGGAAGAUUCUGAAUGGACCCACGGCGUACAAGUUUCUAUUCCAGCCAGGCCGUUCCCGUCUGGCAAUUUAUCCGCAGGAAGUACUCGCACGAGAGCAAAAAAUCGGCAAAAAAACGUCUUUCAGUCAAGUGCAAGCUCGUCUAGCAUCCCCCCUUUGAACUCCAAUUCUGCAUCUCACGUACCAAAGUACUCUGACAUCUAUUCUCAGUUCGUGCGGCGAUACAGGUCUGAGCCUGGCCUCGAUGGCGAUCCUCGCAAUGAUCCAGAUAGCAACUACUUUCAGAGAGGGCUGGGUCAGUUGGUGGAUGCUGGAGAUAGCGAUGACGAGGAUCUCAAUCGUGGUUUGCUUAUAACGGGAAACGAUGGAAUUGAAAGGUUUUCUAUUCUUAUGCACGAAUCUGAACCUAUCAAUCCAGAGACCUUAGAAGAUAGACAACGUCUGGAAUGGCAGACUAUGCUUGCAUCUGUCUUGGAUGGAGAUGUUCUCAAAUCCGAGAAAACGCGGAUAGCAGUCGCCUUGGAGUCAUCUACGGAAGAGCAGAAUAAUAUUCGUCUAAAUAUAUGGCUCGGUAUACGGGCCAAGUUCAGCGGUCGUGCGGAAGAAGAAGAGCGCAAGUGGUUGGAGGAGCGAAGAUUACGCACGGUGGAAUCUGUGAUCGAGGAGAUCAAUAUCUUUCAGAUUAGCGAGGAAGAACAUGAUACAACCUCUGCGCUCAAACGGGUCAACGCCGUGCUACUUCGUUUAGAUGCAGCGCAAUCUCUCUACCCCAGUCUCAAGGCAUUCUAUAUCGAUAAACCUGCCGCCAUGGACAGUUCAUUUCAAGCUCGCUGCGAUACUCUCUACACCUGGUCAACAGUACUCUGGUCACUAAAGCGUCAGAUAGCUUUGCUUCGGCGGUGGACAGGGAGUGAGAAUCUUGAUGUCACACAACCCAACACCAAUCCAGAGAUACCGAUUGGUGCACACUCUCAACGCAAUAGUAGAAAUGGUUCCGCCGACUUGGCGGAUGGCACGACUUUCGUAGAGAGAGUCUUGAAAGAGGAUUCGAUCCAAAAGACCUUCGAGAAGGGUUUCUUGACGACCGUUCACGCUUUUAUAGGUGCUGCCCGCGAUGCCCAAGUGAAUUUGUCUUCCCUAUUCACUGAAAUGAACCUUCCCAAUUUCGAGCAUGAAUUGGUGCCGCUCAUAUCAUUCCCCACCAAACUCGCUCAGGCAUGUUUACGGGUACGAUUGGACUACGUCCAGAAACUCAAAGAUCCCGAAGUUCUGAUUAUAGACCAAGUAACAGAGGAUGUCAAGAUCAGUUUGGGGCUCGCUUGCACCCUAAAACGGCAAUAUGAGGCUUUUUUGGCUCCGGAUCCAGGUGGCAAAUGGAACCUGCCCCGAUGCAUAAGCGAAGAUUACGACUCGACCAUCCUCGAAGCCCUCUCUGUAUUCUUCAGACUUAUCCAUUGGAAGUUAAAGAGUGGAGUCAAAGGCAUUUACUUCAAGGAGACAGACGUGUUAGAAGCACAGUGGGCUACCUUCAAUGAUGUGAGCAUGACUGUAGUAGGUGGAUCAUCUCUUGUGGCAGAACAGCUCUGUGCUUUGACUAACAAGUUGAUGGUACGAGUAACAAAUUACUUUGAGACUCAAGUUCGCGUCCCAACCUCCGAGGUGACCUCCAUAAAUCCCAGGCUUCUCAAAUCAGUUCUUCAUGGAAUUCCACGUGCUCCGGGUAGUAAUAGCCAAAUGAACAGCGAGCAAAUGUCUAGUUGGUAUGGCAAGAUUCUAGACAACGUGCGCUUACGCUAUCGUAAGCUACAGCGUUUCGCGAGAGUGCUCACUCAGAGAUUUAGCAACUCUGCCGAAUAUAAUCUGGAAGGGGUACUCUUGGAACACUUUAUCUCCAUGCUUGUUGCUACGGACCACGUCCUCGUCUACACUCAGACUUACGAAGAGGAUGGGACAUACAUAGUAGCACCAAAUGUUUUGCGCGACCGCCCAGACGCCAUCCGUCGAAUCUUGCUGGAAUCGUUCCAUGUCAACGAGAUCAUGACUGACGACGGUAUCCCUGUUAUGGAUAACCCGGAUUUCAUAGAGAACGACUACGACGAAGCCGGAUACCUCCUCGUUCUUUCUCCUCGAAGUCAAUUCCUAUGGAAUGGACUAGUGCUCAUGCUGGAACUUCCAAAGAUCGACUUGGACCUGAAAGACAACCGCGUCAGGCUUGUCGCCGAUGGACCUCAACGACGUCUGGCCAUUGCCAAACAGCAGUUCGCGGAGGUUUUCGCUAGUGUAUACGAAAACGGAGAUCCCAUCGAUUCGCCACUCGCCUCUCUUCCAUGCUUGGCUGAACAGCAAGCACAUGUCCCCGUCGUCAACCGAGAAUUGAGGAAGAUAGCCCGCGCAACUAAUAGAUUGGCAGAGGCCAUUGUGGAUUCUGUUCAUCACGUCCGGAAUUCACUCAGAGUAGACAUGGGCUGUCAGGAGCUUUUGGAGAAUUGGUACUCGUUUGCCUCGGAGCACGGCCAGCAUGCUCAGAAAUACAUGGAGCGGUCGACGUUGCACAAGUUCAAUCGACUGCUUAUUCGACUCGCUAUUUCCUGGGUAUCGUUUAUCUGCGAUGACUGCGAUCCAACCGAUCGUAAGACAUUCAGAUGGGCUGUCAACGCUCUAGAAUUUACGCUACACCGUACGAGGCGAAAUAACAUCAUCCAGAUGCCCAACGAACAAUUUGAGAUGCUUAGACAGAAAGUUGCCAGCUGCAUGACGCUCCUCAUCAGCCAUUUCGAUAUUCUAGGUGCACGGUCUACCCUUGAAGCCCGUAAGGAGAAGGAGAGGCAAGAGGAGUUGUUGCGACAGCAAGCAGUGAACUCGAGGCCAGAUCAAGAACCAGGUUUCACAGCGUCCGUACCUCCUGAGUACGACGAUAGUCUGCUCACCCUGGGCGCAUCUGCAUACACCGACAUCAAUGUGCAGCUCUUUUGGGACAAGGCUGCGAGGUCACUCCGGGAUCUUGAAAGUGGGCGGGCUCGUGUAGGUGCAGAACAGAGGGUGGUCGGUCGCGUUCUGGACGACGAAAAACCCGAAGAUCGUUCUCUCGUGUUCCUCGCCUCCUCCAACUCCAAUAUCUCGAUAAGAUGGCAACAAGGGAGAUUCAUCGGCGCCGGCGCCUUUGGAUCUGUCUAUCUCGCCGUCAACCUGGACUCGGGCUCACUCAUGGCUGUGAAGGAAAUCAAAUUUCAGGAGCUUUCUGGUUUACCCAAUCUAUACUCACAGAUAAAGGAGGAACUCAGUGUCAUGGAGGUACUGCAUCACCCCAACGUCGUCGAAUACUAUGGAAUCGAAGUUCAUCGGGACAAGGUUUAUAUAUUCGAAGAGUACUGUCAAGGUGGAAGUCUGGCGGCCUUGCUUGAACAUGGCCGUAUCGAGGAUGAGAGGAUUAUUCAGAUUUAUACUAUGCAGAUGUUGGAGGGACUUGCUUAUCUGCAUUCCAAAAACAUAGUUCACAGGGACAUCAAACCCGACAAUAUUCUCCUCGACCAUCGCGGCGUCAUCAAGUUCGUAGAUUUCGGCGCCUCAAAGAUCCUUGCCAAGAACCAGCGCACGAUGCAGCGCUCCCGUCGCGGACCAGAGGUAGUUGUGAACAUGCCCCCCAAGGGCGGCGGUCUCGUGAACAACAGUCUAACAGGAACGCCGAUGUACAUGUCUCCAGAGAUCAUCAAGAACGACAAGCGAGGCAGGCGCGGGGCGAUGGAUAUCUGGUCUUUGGGGUGCGUCGUGCUCGAGUUCGCGACGGGUAAGAAACCGUGGAGUAAUCUCGACAAUGAAUGGGCUAUCAUGUUCCACAUCGGAGUUGCCACGCAGCACCCUCCCCUCCCCGAACCCGGCCAACUAAGCGAGCUCGGGAUCAACUUCAUAAAGCAAUGCCUCACCAUCGACCCCAUGCGGCGUCCCACCGCCGUCGAGCUGCUCGAACACCCCUGGAUGGUCGAGUUCGGAGAGGCGUUGAUGAGCUACGAGGAGGCUGAGAUCGCGACGAGCCCGCCUGCCGAGAUGCCUGCGGAGGAGGCGUACGAGAACGCGACGGUCGCGCGGCAGGCGGCCAUCAUCCAGGAGAAGGAAGUCGAGACGAUCAACCUCCCCUCUCCUACGCUAUCGACGACGACGGAUUCGUCGCCUAAAACUGAGUGAUGGAGAUGGCCGAUGCAUGUAUGCUGCAUGGACCCCACCCCCCCUUUCCCCCCUUUUCUGCUAUUAUUUCCUUUAUGCUCGCCGCAACUCUUUUUUCCCUUCUUUUUUUCACAUUGUAGCACUAACCAACUCAUUCUUCAUUUAAUACGUACAUGUAAUCGCACGCGUUGUUUUCUACCGGCAUGAAAUACACACAUAUGGCCUUUUAACCAUUCACCGUACCGUGGGUCAGCGUUAGACGGCGAUGCCAGCACCGUGUGUAUCACUUGAGCUCAUGAGU